This is a messenger RNA of Fomitopsis serialis, 9045 nucleotides long. RefSeq lists its product as uncharacterized. NCBI's taxonomy places the organism in Eukaryota, Fungi, Basidiomycota, Agaricomycetes, Polyporales, Fomitopsidaceae. Gene Ontology annotation, molecular function: protein serine/threonine kinase activity; protein binding. The record is from RefSeq and is a predicted model, not a curated record. The transcript is spliced from 10 exons. The coding region runs from base 1 to 9045 and encodes 3014 amino acids. Gene Ontology annotation, biological process: DNA repair.
AUGGGAAGUGCGACUAUCAAGAAUGUUUUGGACUUGCUCAGGAGCGAGAAGGUAAAGGACCGACAAGAGGGUAUCUCUUCAUUACAGACCGUAUUCGCGCACGAGUCUACGAUCCUCAAGGUCGACGAGAAAGGCGACGGGAAGGCGUGGCUCGUCAUCUACCAGGCCCUUUUCAAUGCUGUGCUGAAGGAGAAGGAUGCAUACGCGAAGAAGGGUGACGCGUCGAGCGCUGUAGUCAAACGGCGGCUGGGCGACGCUGCCUCCGCCGUUCGCUGGUUAAUCGAGCAUAGCGUCCAACGCAUGAACAGCAAGGUGGUGAAGGCCGUAUUAGCCCAUCUUACGAAGUUUAUCAUCAAUAGAGGCGAGUUGUUCACCCCAGUCGCGCUGCAGUAUGCCAAGGCUAUUCGGUGCAUCUUGAGCUAUGCCCCGCACCUGGAACAUCUAGUCGAGACGACGUGGAUAACGUUGCUAGAGAUGUCUCUGAACGUCAUACUCGGAGACCGCGUUAGGAGGAACCUUAACGAGAUGGAGGACACCUUCGCGGAGGAGAGGGAAGACAGUCUGCUCGCAGGGUCGGAAGUCGAUGAGUCUGGAGAAGAUGGCACGCCGUCUACGCUAGGGCCAAGCUCUUCCAGGAAGAGGAAACUCCCUCCUGCCACGCAGACGCGACAGACACCGUUCUCUGGCAGCCCCGCCCCAACCUCACAUCCCGUCACUCAAGAGCAGGUAGAGUUCAUGUCCCUACUCGUCGUGCUGCUCCAAUCAUCGUCUGCUCCAUUGCUCUCGCCUCAACACCCGUAUCUCCCCGUUGCCUUGUUCAACAGACUUUCCCGCAUUCUACAGAAGUACCCGGGAGAUUCCUCCCUGCAUCAUGAUUACUUACUCGCACUCUCCGCCGCGCUAUCCCACGUCGCAUUGAAUGACUCUGCUACCGUGAUCAAAUUUGCGCAUGAUGCUUGGGAAGGUCUACUGAGCAUGUGGGGGACCAAGAACCAACGGACGAAGCAGGAUCUGGUCGUAGUGCUGCAGACGCUAUUCCCAUACUACACUGCGGAGCCCGUCGACCCGACAGUGUUCGCCAAUGUGGAUUAUGCGAAUGGAGUGGCAAAACUCUGGCAUCUGUUGAGCAGCGAGGCAGAAAGUCGCUGGGGCGUCGACGGGCUGUCACUAGAUCGGUUGCGCCUAGAGGCGCGACAGCUAGGAGUGGACGGAGACUCACCGCAGCCGUUUGUGGGAUCGACCUUUCGGCAUGGAUGGCAGUUCGACUCGAGCCAGGCGCUGGCUUGGACGAUACUCGAGCUGCAAGCAGAUUGCACAGCCAAGUUAUACCGUCUCACAGAAUCCGUUCAUUCGAUGGAGCCUAGCAACUCUCGCGGUGCGGGGAAACGCGUCAAGCUGGAGAGUCCUGUCAAGUCUCUACUUGACCUAGUCAAUCACUCGUCCGUCUCCGGCAUACGCUCGUAUCAUCUGCAGAGCUUGCUAUUCUUUAUCGACAAACAUUGGGCGAUCCUACACGAAGAACUGCAACAACAAGUCAUCUCCGUUCUCCUGCAGUUCGUAUCGUUCGAAGGCGGGUCUGUCCAGUCGUGGACUUUUCUUUGCCUAGCCGCUAUCGCUCACAGCAUUGGCGCGUCACUCAACUCGUCCUCUGCUCCUGGCUCGAGACCGGAACCGUCGAGUACUACGACAUGGGAUGCCAUCUAUGCGCAUGCUAUGCGCCGGGUGACAGUAGCAUCCGUCUCACGCGCUGCCUGUCAUACCGCGUCCGUCUUCCUACUGCAUUCGAAGGAGCUGCUCACGUCGCAGCGUCUCAUUGCCGAAAUAGAGACACUAGGCAAGGACCUCGAUGUCCAGGGACCUGUGUUCCCUUACGACUCGGUCUGUGCGUUCUUGGACCUGGCCCUCCGCAUAGCGAGCCAGGACGUCCGGCUUUAUCGGAUGCAGCUCGAAGAGAAGGUGUUGUCUUGGUUUGUCGACACAUGGAGAGUGGGGAGCGCACCGAAGACGAGGCUGCCAGCGCACACUGUUGCCGAUCUGUUGAUGCUCCUGGAAGGCGUUUGCUCAUUCUCCACCAGGAGUCACCUAAUUUGCGGAAUGCCGCUGUCCGACUCCUCCAUCGUCCGGGCUACCAACGACCAUUGUUACACCGCCGUAAUACGGGACUUCUCAAUCCAGGCCCGUCUGCCGCCAUGGCGCCAACGUCAGGCAACCACCGAUCCCGACACGUCUAGUGGCCAGAAUUCCGAGGAACAAAGUGUCGCACUCGACGAUCUAGCUCCCCCUCGUAGUCGAGAACGACGUAUCUCGGCCUUUCUCCUGAAAGCCAUGGAGGAGCUCUGCGCCGUAUGGGAGUCGAGCAAGGAAGCGUCCGGCUUCAUUACGGCAGAGAGAGUUCGGUCCUGUCUCGAUGUGUCAUUCCUCGCUCUUUCCUACGAAGCCAUACUUGUCGUCAACGGCAUUCAGCCAACACGGCGUGUCGUCCAGGCCGCUUGCCGCCUCAUUCAAACCGUUCUUCCGCAACUCUCGGAGAAGCGUUGGACCUCGGAGGAGCGAUCCCUCAUGCUGGGCAGCCUGCAUCCCCUAGUAUCUGCUCUGCAGGAUCCCGCACAAGAGCCAUGGGAAACGUUGACAUCUCCUGGAUCGUAUACCGGAGUGAGACGGCAAAUCCUUAGCGCUCUUAAUACUGGGGCGGGGAGGCAUGAUCAUUACUUGAGUGUACGCCGCCAAGUCCAGCGCACCAUAUUUCGCUCUGCUGAGGUGCAGGAUACCUUCACGAAUUUUCUGGUGACCCUCAAAUCGACCCUCCGACUGGCGUCUGGCGCCUCUACGAGUCCAGGUUCUGACAGUCAGGCCAUGGACAUUGAUAUCGAGGACGACUUUGGCGAACUGAGAACAGUCCAGGAUGCGGGAACUACCACGGAGUCGUUGCGAAAUGGUGCUGCAGUCAUGGACGCGCACGGCAUGGAGAUUUGCAUGACGGCGCUUGCGGUCAUCCCCGUCUUACAGUCCACAUCCGGGCUGCCUACGCGUGAUAAGGACCUGGCCAAACUCGUCUUAAAUUCGGAUGAGUCGCGAUUUCUGGAUGUGGCUCAGGUCUACUUCACCAUCGUCAAAACUGGCAUGUUAAGCAUCAGCGCCUCUACCCUGGAGCAGUUCCUCGAGAGAUUUGGCGAUCUGUGGCCUCAAUAUGGUUAUGCGCGAAACGAUCAUUUGCAGUGUCUGUCCUUGCACUUCCUACAUUCUACCAUGGCAUGUUGGCUUGAUCGGGCGACACCCAACAACAUCUGCGACGCUGUUCGGGAGCUCUGGAGUCGUCUGGCGGCGAAGCUCCUGAGCGGCAAAUUGACUUCGUGGAAGUCCCGGGACGUCGUUGUUCGUCUUCUUGACGCAAAUCUCGCCCAAGACCCUCGGGAGCAGUUUGAGAAGAUGAUGACCCGCAUACUCUGCCUGGCCGAUACCAUGAUCGUCAGUUCUGCCGUUAGGCGAGGUGCUUACUGGCACUUGCUAGAAGGAUAUCUGUACGCCCCCAAAUACGCAAGCCACAUGGAGGCUGCACUGGUGGGUGUGGCAGAUAGGCUAGGGUUAUCCGGUCCCGCGGACUUCUUCGAGCAUUAUGCCUCUCAAAUGGCCUCUUCGAUUUGCAAGGGAGGCAAAGACUUCCUCAGCUUCCCGCCCCGCGUGCUCGGGUAUCAAGAGAGAAGACAAUGCGCUGAAGUGGCGUUCCAUUCCUUCGCGCCUGCCAAUCUCCUCAAUGAGGAGUACAAACAUGGCUAUCAACUGUUUCAGAAUCACUGCGGUGCCGUUCACAAGACAUUGGUCGAUGGACUCCAGGAGUGUUUUCCUGAAACCGUUGGAUACCAGAUCGUCAUAUCCAUAGGGGCUGCCUUGGACGAAGAGCGCGAUCUCCCAGAGGAUCUGGCAACGCAGCUCCAGUACACGAUGCGGGAUCUCGGACAGCAAAUCUUCGACCUCUGCCUCCGUCGAACGACCGAUGUUGUCGUAGCCACCAUCGUUCGCUCGCUGGCUGAUCAAGAUGUAUCGAGUGACGGGCCCGUCCAUGCUGGUCUUCGAAUGGCCGGCUACGACAAGGACAGCGAUCGUGUACUUGAACAUCUGUUCCACUACAGGCGUCAUGACGAGUUUCAGUUCCACCAGCCAAACUUCCCGUUUUACAGCACCGAGAUCGUUCUGAAAGCCUUGCAGUGGUUCACUGCGUGGGUCCCCGAGGCACAAUCACCUGCAAUCACGUACCACGUUCUUCACCAGCUCUUCGCCAUCAUGGAACGCUGCCCCUUCAUCAAUGAGCAAAUGCGACUACUCAAUGGUAUAUGCGUUUGGGUCGCUACGCGUCGCCAGCACUUCGAGGACUCCACGUUGCUUCGGACGCUGAUGAACAUGGCUUCGACUAUAUUGUCACAGGCGGACAUGGCGCGCGCUGCGCAAUCGAUUCUGGACUGGUGCUUCAAUGUUUACCGACGAUCGACGGAGCGCAGCUACCACCUGUCUGACCUUCUUGUCCAAAUUGGUUCAAUUGCUCAGGACUAUCAGCGAGCACCGCAUGACACUUCGUCUGUGGCACUCGCUAACGACCUCGUUGGCUGGAUAGAAUCGGUAAUGCAGAAUCUAGCCCAACGGGAUGCAUUGCGUCCCCAGAUUAUUCGCGCUUUGGCCUCCUGGCCUUUUGACACGUCCCCUGCGCUCGUCGAGCUUCGGGAUAGUCUCAAUGUGCAGGAGAUCUCCCAAAUUCUCAGUGACCCGCCGGUAACGGCUCACAAGUUCCGGUUGGCACGCAGAAUCCGCGACCUCACAAUCGGCCAAGAGCGUUUCGCAGAGCACCUUGUGGAUUCGAGCUUCUGGACACUCAAACAGUGCAUACCAUCCUCUGAUAAACUCCACGAUGAUGAUAUCGACGCCUUCGUUGCGCUUCUCUUCCACAACGGCGGUACCAUACGAAGUCCGGAACACGCAAGUGCGGAGAUGGCCAUCCAGACAAUCCGCCAGAGGCAUCGCCAAAUGACAUCUUCACUCGAGCGAUCUGGCACGCAGGAUGCAGCACAACGUGCCAUCAUCAUCUCUCUGCUAGAGAUGUUGGACGCAUCAUCUGCCGCACAGAUCAACAUUGCGUAUCGUACUCUCCGCUCUGUGAUGUCCGUUUGCAGCCUCGAUAGCAGCGCCUUGCGUACGUGGUGCCGCGAAUACGCCGGGGAUUUAUCGCAUCUUCAGGCCCAUCCGGUGCCUGUCGUCGAGAAGGACUUCGGCAGUCUCCCACAGCUGCUCGCCAGUACCCACUUACAACAAGCGUCUAGAGACUUCUCUGAGUGGAUCACCAAUCUGUCCAUGUCCCUCUGCGGCGCCCUCGCAAUACGAGAUCGUUUCUACGCCUCCCUGUCCCUGAUCCUCCAAUCCAACGCGACAUUUGCAGAGAAUAUUAUGCCUGUGCUGGUGCAUGCCGUGUUGUCCUCGGAGCGCUCUGCGCGUAACUCGGACGGCGGGCAGAUUCUUCGACUUGCUCUGUCUGACCACUUCGAUGCGGUCUUGAAUUACGAAGACGUAGAUGUUCGAUGCCUACGUGCGAUCAUUGAUACCGUAUUGCAUCUUCGCCACUUCCAUCCUCCUGAUGUCAGGGACGCACUGGCUUACGAUGUGUGGUUGCGAAACGACUUCAGGCUCCUCAGCAAGAAAUCGGUCAGAUGCGGUGCAUACACAACUGCACUGCUAUUCUUGGAGUUGGCCGCGGAGAAUGAAUCGGAAGAUGCAUCGGAUGCUAGUGCGGCUGAAGAUACGCUCUUCGAUAUUUACAGUCGCAUCGACGAGCCGGACGGUUUCUACGGCAUUCGAAGCAGCAAUUUGAGCAAUUUCCUCAUCAAACGGCUCCACCACGAGAAGCAAUGGGACACCGCGUUUCGCUACCACGGAGCAGCUCUGACCGCUCGUCCAUCUGACUCAAUUCACGGCCAAGGAGUAGUCCAGUCCUUGCACGCGUUCGGUUUCGAUCGUCUUGCAAUGACGGCUCUGGGUUCUGUGACAUCCCAAUCGCACGAAAACAAUGACUCCCAGAGUGCUAUGAUGUACGAACUCGGAUGGCGCACGGGUACUUGGGAUCUCCCUGAGUGUCGUGCAGGACAGUACCCUGGGGCAUCGUUAUACGUGUCCUUGCGGGCUUUCUAUCGCGAAAGAGAUCCCAACAGGGUUGAUACCGUCGUUCGGCAGUCGCUCUUCCAAGAGCUGGCGCAACUCCAUUACCAAGGCAACGAGAACUUGACUACUAUACGCCAUACCACUCAAACCCUCAUGUGCCUUCACCAGAUCAGGUGGUGGAAACAUGAGGGGCUUAUGCAGUUGAGUCGCUCGCGCAACGGCCAGCCUUACAACCAUGUAUGGAACGCGUUCGACCAGACUGCCAAAAUAGAGAAUUUCGAUGAUAUGGAAUCCCUCAUGGCCACUCGCAUUUCAUUGAUACGCGCACGACGCCAAAAGGAGGAACGUGACAAGAUUGGAGACCUUCUCUCUCCUUUGGGUCGUUCGCUGAUGGAACUGGAGAGGGGAUGUCUCCUUCGCCUAUCUCAAGCCGCGAGGGACGCUCAAAGGCCUCAGGCAGCGCUCAAUGCGAUAACUCAAGCUCAGGUCCUUGGAGGAGAGGGCGUACCAGAAGUUACCCAGGAGUUCGCGAAUGUCUUGUGGCUUAUGAAGGAACCGAGGUUGGCAGCUUCCCUCCUCAAGGACACGCUUUCCACGAUGACCACGGAGGCGCAGAAGGGCCCAGAAGAGGAUAAGUUCCGCGUCGCUUCGCUUCUAGCUCGUUUGGGUACCUGGUCCGCGCAGGCGUCCCUCGACAAGCCCGAUCAGAUCAUUGAACAGUACUUCGAUCCCGCUAUACAGUUGUUGUCAGAUGUGACGGUCGCGUCGAACGUUGCCGACCGUGCUGCCGUCUUCCAUCAAUACGCCAUUUUCGCGGAUCAUCAGUACCACUCUGUCAUCAACUCUCCGGAUGCUCUACGAUGGAGGAUCUACAUGGAUCGUAAGACAGAGGAGAUCAGACUCCGUCAAGAAAAGAUGCAGAAAGUGCCAGUCAACACUCAAGAACGCCACGAACUCGAGCGCGCUCUCAAGAAGGCCGAGAAAGAGCUUAGACAUGAUCAAGCACGCUUCAAGGAACACAAGAAUGCUCGGGAUCGCUUCCUCGGUCUGGCCAUGACGACAUACUCUGAAUGUCUUGCUCAUUCCGACGCAUAUGACAGCGAAUCAAUUAUUCGUCUGUGUUCGUUAUGGCUCGCAAAUUUCGACAGAACGGACACCGAUGUCAGCUUUGAGGCUGCUCUGACACGUGUAGCCUCUCACAAGUUCGUAUUCCUUGCUCACCAACUAGCGGCUAGGCUUUCCAAGUCCACUUCGCCCCGUGCUACUACAUCCAAUCAAGCACUUCUCCACAGCUUGCUAUCUCGGAUGUGCAGGGAACACCCGUUCCAUAGCUUGUAUCAAGUGCUCUGCUUGAUAUCAGACCAAAGCUCUGCAGGCGUAGCAUCGGGGAGACGACAGUCAGGCAGGCUCGAGACCGUUUCCUCGCAGGCAGAAAGAGCCGCGGCUGCCGGUGCCAUCAUUGACCAGCUGAGGACCGAUGCACAAGUGCAAGGCCGUCUUAGCGAUGUCGAACAACUCUUUCGGGCGUCUUUGCAAUGGGCCACGUACAAGGUCAAGAAAGAUGCGAAGGGUAACCUGCCUAUCCCAGAUGGAUUUCCCAUCAAGCGAAUCCGCGACUUGCGCGUUCCGGUCAUGACUUCUCAUACACCCGUUGAUCCAUCUUGCCAGUACAGUGAUUGUGUCUGGAUCAGUCACUUCGAAUCCACCUUUUCUACGUCUGGUGGGCUCAAUCUGCCGAAAAUAUGCGUCUGCGUAGGAGUGGAUGGACAAAAGUACAAACAAUUGUACAAGGGUGGCGAUGAUCUCAGACAAGACGCGGUAAUGGAGCAGGUGUUCGAGCUGGUGAACAUCAUCCUUCGUCGCGACCGUGAAACACGAAGACGAGAUCUCGCAGUACGAGGGUAUAGAAUCAUUCCGUUGGCCUCGCAAGCCGGUAUUUUGGAAUUUGUCCAAGACACCACUCCAUUGGCUACAUGGCUACCCGAUGCACAUUCGCGGUAUAGACCGGGUGAUAUACGAUCACACGACGUAAUGAGACAGCUGAAAGAGAAGCAGCACGAGUGUCAGAACGAUCGUUCACAGAUGCUGGAAUUCCUCGUGAAGCUCCGUCGACGGUUCAGACCGGUCAUGCGCCACUAUUUCACGGAGCGACACAAGGAGCCCCUCGCGUGGUUCACGAUGCGUCUCAAGUACUCGCGCAGUGUGGCGACGAACGCAAUCGUUGGGCAUAUCCUCGGACUCGGUGACAGGCACUGUUCAAACAUCCUUAUGGAUAAUGCAACUGGAGAAAUGGUCCACAUUGAUCUCGGAAUUGCUUUCGACCAGGGUAAAAUGUUGCCUAUCCCGGAGCGUGUCCCCUUCCGCUUGACGGCUGACGUCGUGGAUGGCUUGGGUACCUCUGGCACUCAGGGUGUAUUCCAGAGAUGCGCAGAGGAAACCCUCCGUGUUCUGCGGGACGAGUCUGAAGUCGUCCUGACUGUUUUGGAGGUCUUCAAGUACGAUCCUCUGCACUCCUGGUCAGUCAUUAGGGUUGCGAGCGAAGUGAAGAUGAAGCGAGUGCAAGGGUCGGGCAACGAUGCAACGUUCACCGGAGAGGCCGUCCGUUGGAUGAUUGGCAUUGACAUGGCUAGCGGCUCCGCCGAUGAAGCCGCCGAUCGCGCUCUGACCGCGGUAAGGCGGAAAUUGGACAAGACGCUCUCGAUCGAGUAUACUGUCAACGAGUUGGUCACUGAAGCCACAGACCCUGGAAACCUUGCCCAGAUGUUCUGCGGUACGUUCAGACGUCGUGCUCGGAAGUAUGUUCACUCAGUAUUGCAUCACAGGUUGGAGUCCUCACCUCUGAAGUUUACGUCCUACCAGCCAUCUGGGUCGACUUUCUCUCCAUUGCGUCUCAUGGACAUACUGUAG